UAUGCUAAACACCGAAUAUAUUUCACUAAGAAAGACUGUGUUGUGCCCAUUCAUUCAGAAUUUUAGUUUAUUUAUUUAUUUAUUUAUUUUUGUGAAUAUAAAAUGUGAGUACUUAGAAAAAAAGAAGUCCUCCGUCCCUUUCGGAAGCAAAACGCCUGAAUGUCUUAAAAAAAAAAAAGAAAAACAAAUGCCGUGUUUUUUCUUAUGUCUAUUUACGUAAGAUCUUUAUCAAUUAUUCCAGAGAAGAAGAAGAAAAAAAAGGCCAUGGAGAUCGCGCAUGAGCCGUAAAAACUCAUUGUUUGUAGAACGCAUAUAGUCGAGGAAAGAAAGUCACGACACAACGAAUUGUACUGUCCAUUGUCAAGAUUGUGCCACCAGCCGUCUGUAGACGCCUGACCCAUCUGCCUUUUCCUUGGAAAAGAAAAAAAAUAAAGAUAAAGGAGGGGAAUCAUCAUUUUUUUCGUUCACUACAAUACAGAGAGAGAGAGAGAGAGAGAGAGAGAGAGAGAGAUCAUCUCGCAAGGAAGGUAGACAGUCCAGUGUGUGAUAUUGGUCGCCCUACUACCUACCCGGAUCGGGAAGAACGGGGCAUGAAGAGCGAUUUUGGGCAGAGGGCGUCAGUUGUUGGUAAUCUAUAGCAGUGAAGGUGGUGUUUGGUGAAGAGGAAGGAGCUGGACGCGCGAAGAAACGGUGUGCUGCCACAGAGAGAAAACUGUGAGCGGUGUGAAGUGUACAAUUGUCAUCGGAUAGUAGAGUAGAAUUUUGGAGCAAUGAGGGAAAACGAGUACGUGUGAAUUUCAGGUGAGGAGAGAAGGAAAACUAGGUCGUCAACGACAGUAGUAAAAGGUCACGGAUUCUAUUGAAAUAUUGUAGUGAGAGCGAGUUGAUACUUGUGUAGCUUUGAGAAUAGAAAGUCAUUUUUAGUGUAACAGAAACCUUCUGAGUUUGAAACGUCGCCAAAAAUGGAAAAGUCGUUUCAGAAAAUGAGUCUCUUUGUUAUAGAUACUAUUGAUAGUUUUCUGCUCUAGAGAUGACUUCAAACAACGAGAGAAUCUCAUGAAAAAGAAGUGACCUUACAGCGUCGAAAUAGGACCUAGGACUGGAUACAAGUAUCAUAUAGCCUUUUCUUAACCCAAGUGGUCCAAUUUGUAACUUACAUUAUUUUGUAACUUAAUAAAUAACCAAGCAAUGUCGGAGCUGUGAAUCGCGCUGUGUCUUCGUCAGGUGUGAGACAUCUUAAAGAGAAGGAAUCCCAGGACGCCUUAGGUUUACCAUGGUCAUAGAAGCGUAGUUUUAACAGAUUUAUGGGAUCGUAGUUCGUCUCAGUGCCAUUUGAUCCCGGGUCAGGUAGAUAGGUGGACGGUCUGUCCUGAUUAGAAGUGACCCAGGGAAUCAACUUCUUAAAUCGAUCGAAUUUAUGACUUCGUAACUAAAUCUCGUAGUAUUUCAAAGUGAAGAUAUCCAAGUAUCCCUUUUUUUUAUUCCCCUAAAAGAUUUAAGAAAAUAAUACAAAGACAACAACAGCCUUUCUCAGAUCCUUCCUUAAAUGAAGACUGCUGCCUCUCCCCCGCUCAAGGCCUUGUUACCGUUUUGAGUCAGUCGUCUUGGAGGAGUAGAGUGAGAGAGGGAGAGAGAGAGUCUCGUGAGUCCUGUGCCAUCCUUCAUCAGCCUUUUCUUGAAGCUCAAGGCCUCAAGUAGCCUUUCUACACCAAUCUGCGCUAAGGAUAUUAUGCUGGGCCCGUGUGUGCAGGACCCGGCAUGGGUCAAGAUGAGUUCCCCGACCCAGGCCGUGUCCAAGAAACGCAAGAAGCCAGACGCAAAACCCCAGUCUCAAAUCAACAAGUGCCUUAAUGAGAAGCGCCGGCGGGAACAGGAGAACACAUACAUUGAGGAGCUGGCCGAGCUAAUCCAAGCCAGCAUCGCCUCUGACAUGAGCUCGCUCUCUGUCAAGCCCGACAAGUGCGCCAUCCUGCAGCAGACUGUCAACCAGAUCCGGCGCAUCAAGGCGGCGGAGGGGGCGGGGGAAGGAGCUGUGCAGCAGGGGGAGGUGUCCUCCUCCAAACCCACAUUACUGCCAACUCAGCGAAUAGGAACCCUUGUAUUAGAGGCUUUGGGUGGUUUUUUGUUUAUUGUGAGCCACGAUGGUAAGAUAGAGUUUGUCUCGGACAAAGUAAGCCAUUUUAUCAAGUUCACCUCAGAAGACCUCACUGGCACGAGUAUCUACAACAUUAUACACGUGGGCGAUCAUGCCAAGUUUUCUUCUUCUUUUAUGUCAGUAGGCUGGCCUAGUGAAGCUAGCGAAGCCUCACGAAGUCGAAAUUUUAAUUGUCGCCUCCUGGUCAAACCUCCUGAUGACCAGGAGGAGACUAUGGAAGAGAAGCAACAGCGGGUAUCACAGUAUGAGAAUAUGCAGAUUACUGCUGUGCUUUUGCCAUCGUCUAUAGUGGAAAAUAAAACUUGUGAAUCAUUUGAAGGAGAAGGACAACAGUGUUUAGUUUGUGUGGUGCGACGCAUUCCAUCCAACGAACGUAUCCAGGGCACCCCAGUAGAGCAGUUUACAACCAAACUGGACACUCAGGGAACCAUCAUAGGAUUAGACUCAAGUGGAGUGUCACCCAGAUACAGCCAAUUUUUAAAUAAGGAAAGAAUUGGAGAGCCUUAUACCAAACUAAUUCCUCCAGCGGAUAUUAGUAGGGUUCAGGGUCAUCUACGAGAAACUGUACAAUCAGGCCAAGCCAGUUCGCAAGUGUAUUGUGUAAAGAUUGGAACAGAGCGUUCCAUUCGUGUACAAACAAAAUCCAAAUUUUUCCGUGAUUUGGAAGGAUCCCAGCCUGAAGGAAGUUUCAUUAUGGCAACACAUACCAUAAUUGGUCCCUUCCAGGAAGGCAGUGGCUCAUCGGCAUCAGAUAGAUUGCUACCAGGGUCAUCUAGUAACAGUGGCAGCAUGUUAGAUGAAACUUUAGGUGGUCGGCCAGGCAGCACAGAAGGUGCUGGAGACGAUGCGGGAGUGUCAUCUCUUAGUGAUAAUGGCCGAUUAAGGAGACUUCUCAGCCAUAGUGAUAGUGUAGGGGACUUGUCUGAAGGUCCAAAUAAAAUCCUUAAGGAUUUGCUAAACCAAAAGGACGAGGAUGAUACGCAGGGGGGUGGAGUGGGUGGUGGUGGAGGGAGUGGAAGUUUAGGACGCUUUAUACCCCACUUUUCCCAUUUAGAAAAAACACCAAAUGCUUCAUCCUCACCGUCUGCUAACUCGACUCAUGAUAAUACCAUGCUUAAAGUAUUGUUAAAUACAGAUGACGAUGACAACGAAAAUAGAUUAAGUAGUAAAGAUACAGAUGAAAUUUGGAACCUACUAAAUACAGAUGAGAAUACGUCAGAGUUUAGACAGCCACAAGGACUUGGAGGAGGUACUCAGUCAACUAAUUCUACCUCUUCCCUGUCUUCAUCACACAAUACUUUAUCUAAUAAUCCCCAACCAACCAGUAAUACUGUGCCACCUCGACCGUCAAGUGCAGAUUUAACAUCGCCAAACAUGUUACGUGGAAUGAAACGACCUUGUGAUGAGGCACAUGAUGGGAAUCCAAGUAAACAACAGCAGGUGGGUGGCUUUGAGAGUUUGUUAGAUCCAUCACCACCUGCUAGUAUGAGUACAAUCGGUCAGCAUGGUAGACCACCAACGCCACAUGGUGGACCGCUUACACCUCAUGGUGGACCUCCAACACCACAUGGGAGACCAGGUACCCCACAUGGAGGGCCACCCACUCCUCACAGUGGAGUAGGUGGACCACCCACUCCCAUUGGGAAUAACAGCAGUAGUGGAAUGAGCCAUAAUGGACCUGGAGCUCCUAACAACCAAGGGCCUUCAAAAUUACGGGAAAGGAAUAGGAUGCUAGCAUUACUGCUAGCAAAAGAAUCUCCUAUUAACCAGAGUCAGAACACACCGCCAACAGCUGAUCCAACUGGAUUACCACAGGAGAAAUUACCGAAGGAUUUAAAAGAGAAAAUGAAAGUUCCGGGACCUUGGCAGGGUCCUGGGCGUCAUGAGUCGCAGAUGCUUGUAGAGCUUCUUGAAAAAGGUCAUAUUAAUAAUCCUCCUCGUCCUACGUUAAAAGCUUCAGGUCCUCCUUUAGGUAUGCCUGUAAACCCAACAGUGCGAACUCCGGGUACUCCACCAAUAAUGGUUAGUCCAGGAGGCAUUGGACCCCCAGGUUUAACCCAGACAUCUCAACCUAAUAUGUCAACACAAGGAGGCAUGGGAAUGAACAAUAAUAACAAUAUGUGUCCUGGAGUUAGUAACAGAGUGAGCAUGUCGGGUUCGUUUGUAUCGACGACGUCUACCAAUUCCUUGCCAUCAAUUACCGACUCCUUUAAUAUAAGUAACCAAGUGAGCAGUUGCUACCCAGAGGGUAGUUUGCCUCCUAUGCCCAUAAUCACAAGUUCAGCAGCAUCCUUUGGAUCACAAAAUGAUAGUGAAUCUCAACUGAGAGAAUCUGUCAUUAACGAUAUAUUGGAGAUGGAUAAUGAUGAAGUUCGAAUCAAUUCUUCUCCAUUAAAUAUGGAUGACUUGCAUCAGAUUCCCAAUUCAUCUGCUGAUGCAGAGAUCCAAAAAAUAGAGAAAAGUCUUAUGUAUGCAGCAGAGACACAGUCAUCGUUAGUGAUAUCUGAAGCAGGAUCAUUACCGCCAUAUACUGCUGUAGUUUCUGCCUCAUCAAUGAGUAACUACCCUCCACCUUACAACCAUAAGAGGAUUCCCAAUGCAGGUCCACCUGGUGGGCCUGGUGGAGGGACAGGGAUGGUUGGAAGUCACAUGAAUGCGGGAGGAAUGAUGAGGCCCACCAUUCAGUUUUCUCCUAACCCUGGAAGUCCAACCAUUCCAUCUCGACCAUCAUUACCUCCACAGCGAAUGAAUGCCAAUUUAACCCAACGUUCACAAGAGUAUUUGAGGCAAAGGCUUUUACAGCAACAGCAACAACAGGUGAUAGUACCGUCCAACACUUCAGAUGUAACGCAGCCUCCUGCCUCUUCCUAUCAGGCAAUGAAUAUGGAUGAUCUCCUUAACAACAGCAUUGCUCCAAAUGUGAAUGUUACUCUUCAGAGAAAUGUGGCAGAUUCGCAAACAUCACCAAGUUAUAACCUGCUCAAUUCACCAUUAAGUGGGGGACAAAUUUCUCCCGGUCAACGUAUUCCCCAACCCCCUUAUUCUCCUCACGGCCAAACCACUUCUCCUAUCCCUAAUCAGCAGUACACGAACAGUGGACAGAUGAGUGGAUACCAGACGCCACAGGGUUCUCAGCUUUCACCAAGACUGUCUCAGGGCUCACCUGUACCAUCUAGUUAUCAGCCCGGGGGUCAGCCUCUACCACAGAUGUCUCCAACGGGGGCACCAGGGACACCUGUAGUACAAGUUCCAUCUGGUCAGCAGAGUCCUGCAUGGUCAGCUCAUAGUCCUCAACCCCGGCCAUCUUUGAUGAUUCAAAACCCUAUACUUAAUGCACAACUUGGAGGAUCAUAUAUGAGACCAGACAACCGCCCUUAUCCCAGUGGUGUACGUGGAGGUCAGUUACCAUCAAUGCGCUCCAUGCCAAGUCCAGGUACCCGUCAAUCCCCUUAUCCUAGCAUGGGUCCUCCAACCCCAGGAAGCACUGCACAGGGGGAUGCUGGGCCAUAUCCCCCAUCAUCUCCGCAAGGACAACCAUCUUCAAUGUAUCAACAGCAGCAGCCACAACAACCAACCCAGUUUCGCUUGCAGCGGGCUGGCCCUAUGGCAGGUGUGCACUCCCCACGCAGUGCUCACCACUUCCCGCCAGCCCCGGGCCAACACCAUGACCCAUCCGCACCCCCUCCCCACCUGUCACCAGCUGCUGGCGGCCAUCUUCCCAGCCCACAUUCAGUGCCACCAUCUGCGUUAGCUCAUCACCCUCAUAUGGGCCAUCAUCACCCUGGGUCAAUGCCUCCCUCAUUAAUGGCCUCUGUUGGCUCCUCACCUAUGGGUUGUCCAUCAGUUGUGUCAUCAGCAGGAGGCCCAGGUGAUGUUGGACCACAUAUGGUUGGGGGAGCAGCCAUGGGUGGGGGUGGGGGUGGAGCAGGGGGGAGUGGUAUGCCAGGGAUGGUUGGAGGGGUAAUGUCCCAGAGCUACGGGGGGGAACACGCACCUCCCCACCCUCACAGCUAUGAGGCAGCCGCCCAGUACUAUGGGCCCCCUGAUCCAGCGAACAGGAACUCCACGGGAGGGAAUGGCAUGCUCAGUGAGUACACUCGAAAUGAACUGCGGGCUCACGUAGGUGCCCGGAGCACAGGUGGUGGGGGAGGGGGAGGGCCAGCCUCCCCUUCCCCUAGUCAGCAGCAGCAGCCACCACAGCAACAACAGCAGCCGCAGCCACAGCCACAACAACAACAACAGCAGCAGCAGCAGCAACAGCAGCAGCAGCAGUCGCAGCAGCAGCAGCAGCACCAUCACCACCCUCAGCAACAGCCACAACAGCAGCAGCAGCAGCAUCAGCAGCAGCAGCAACACCAAACCUCACCACCACCACACCUGGCCUUCCAACAACCCCCCGACCAUCACCACCACCACCACCAACACCACCUUGAACAGCCGCUACUUCACUCUUACUCCCCCUCAGACAACAACAAUUGGGCAGGAGAGAGUGUAAAUACAACCCAAGCUGGAGCAUUAAGUGGUUCUCCUAGAAUGGACGAUAAUCGAGGAAAUACUGGAAGUGAAAAAGGAAAAACUGAAAGUAUGCUGAAGCACUUGUUAUCCAAGUAAAGCUCUCUGCCCGCCAUGCUUGGUCAGUCAUUUGUUUGCCCUUGUGCUCACUUUCAAAUGAUGACAACCUGCUACUAGUCAUUUCAAGUAGCAGGGUGUAGCAUGGUUUCUACAUGAUGGAGCAAUGGAACCCCACUGUGAGGAUUUUUUUGCUUACCAUUUCUGCAAUGGCGCUGAGGAAUGGCUCAUGCCACUUGCAAGAAAAGGCCUUAUAAAAUUGGACCAUAACAUUGACUUGUAUUUGCAUUCAAUUUUAAAUAGCCUUAAAAUUGGCUGCAUUUGUGAUCAUAAAAUUCGCUUGAAGUAUAUUUUUAUUUUAAGACAGUAACUACCAGUUGACAUAUCAUUGUAUUUUACAAAAUGCAUAUUUAUAUUGUAAAUUUGUGAAAUAAUUGCUAAUUUAGCAAUAGAAUGGAAUUUUAACUUAAUUUGUAUUGAAAGAGUUAUUACAUUAUUUUUAUAAUUUAAAGAAAUUUAAAUUAAGCCGAAUUGAUAUACCUGUAUAGGAAUGGGGGGGUUACAGUGGGGGAUAUCUUUGCUCGUGGUGUAGGUUUAAGGGAGCCAAUGUGAUGUUUAAAUGCCAGAGCAGUCCUGUGAUUUAACUUUUACAAGUACAAAAGGGGGGGAAUGAUAAAAGUUUAUGGGUAACUAGGCAUUCAGUGCAGCUCUUGUUACCCAUAUACCCACUUAUUAUGUAUACACACUCCCUUCCUUGCUUUAACCAUUGAUUACACUUUAAGGAAUUCCUUUCUCUUCUAAGUAUAUUCAACUCAUGAUUUACCUCACAAUGAGAACACUGCAUUUCACUGAAAGGCAGUUAUAAAUCUCAUUGCUAUAUUUUUUGAGCCUUCUUCAAACUCCUUGUUGUAUUAAGCUGCUAAUGCGGGACAGAAAGCUCGCUGCACACUUAUUGGUCAAGGUUUUGUGGUUGAUGUUGAUUCAGCAUCAGAAUUGAACAAGAGUUGUGGCAGCCAGCUAGGGUAGGUCCAGUGAAGCUGCUACAUAGCACGUUUAGCUGUGGUUGGGUUCAGCCUUAUGUGCAAUUCUUACCAAUGGGUUGUGACUUUUAAUUGUCUAAUGUACAGAGAGAUUAUUAUAUGAUGGAAACAGUUGCUGUUGUCAGACUGUUGUAUACUAUUGUUAUAAAUGUAAAAAAAAUACAGUAUGAUUAUAGUUCACUUAUAUACAGAGCCUUACAUACUCAACCGUAAUAUACCAAAGGCAUUAUGUAGAUACACAGUGUACUUGAGGAAACUUCCCUAACCCUGUAUUUUCUUUGCACAUCACGAAGUUAAAUGUUAGAUAGCAGGAGAUAUUUCAAGAUUAGAGUAAAAUAUCAUGUUAUAAUGGUUUAUUAUUUUUGUAUGAGAAGUUUAUUGACAUAUUGUUAUUCUACAAAAGAAAUAUUGGACAGAGAUUUUGAUAACUUUGUUGGAACACAGAAGUGACUGGGGCCAGUGUGUGGGAGAUUGCGCCAAAGGAUUUAUGCCAGCCACCUGUGGUGCAAACGCGGCUGGGAACAACUUGCUCAUCAUUCAUUUAAACGGCUACUUGUGGACUGGCUAAGAGAAAGUCUGGUUUUGUUGGAAGAAGAUAGUUACGAAAACAAGUGUAUCUUUGUGUUCUCCCAAGGACCUUGUGUAGUGAAUGGGAGACAAGUGCCUUGUUUUUUAUGGAAAUGUUCCAUUGGUCAAGUCACAGUCCUUAUUAAGAAAAGUUUGGAACAACUUAAUAGUCAAAAAGAAAAUGUAAUUUGCAUUUUAUGCUCACCUGUGCUAAAAAAACAAACCCUGACAGUUUACACUUUUCUAUUUGUGCUUAAAGUUUAUCAUUAUUAGUUCCAAUACUGUCUUAGACACUUUUGUGAUAAAUGUUAUGAGCAAACUGCUUAAGGUGUCUAGAAAAGUGAUUGUUGUGCUAAUCAGAAAAGCAAUAGUGAACAGGAACUGUUUUGUGACCAUUUUGAAAGACUAAAAGUGAAUUGUGGCAUUGGAUGUAAGAAAAAAAAAAGAGAAAAAAAUAGGCAAGGAAAGUAACACUGGCCCCAAGACUGGUGAUAAGGUUAUAUGUUGGUAUAGUGGAAAUGGCAGACUGGACCCUCCUAACCCUCAUGUGUAGUUUAUUGAAGUGACCUAGGUACUUUUUAAUUGAACUGAUAAAGUCAGGCCUCACAAAAAAUUCUGAGUCAAAUUAUUUUGUAAAUCCCAGACUAUAGUUCCUCGGUAGACACAGUGUCUCAGGCACUGCAAUUUGCCCAAGUCCAGUCUUGUUUUCCCUCCACUGCUGGCACUCUUGAAAUUGGUCAUACCGUACUAUUAUUAUGUAGAGUUUCAGCAUUCAGUUGUAUGUUUCUUUUGACAACUAAGAUUUUUGUAUAUAUUUGUAGUGUAUAAGUAAUUAUGUAACAGUUUUGGAAUCCCACUGUGGAAGAAUGGCUGCUGACUCCAAAGUUGCUUUUCAUUCAUGUGGGGCUUUCGUCACGCCGUAUAGUCUGUAUUACAUUGGUUCCGCAGCUUCAUUGGUUUUUUGCAUUGGUUCGUUCCCUGUACAUUGUGUGUAUAGGCAAGUUUCACCACCAUGAAGCCAUAUGGCGAAUAAAAAAUGAAAUGGU
Molecule: messenger RNA, 9377 nt
Organism: Macrobrachium nipponense
Lineage: Eukaryota; Metazoa; Arthropoda; Malacostraca; Decapoda; Palaemonidae
Product: trithorax group protein osa-like
Exons: 24
Coding region: 1730-6766 (1678 amino acids)
Biological process (GO): cellular response to hormone stimulus; positive regulation of transcription by RNA polymerase II
Cellular component (GO): nucleus
Molecular function (GO): protein dimerization activity; nuclear receptor binding
Source: RefSeq, a predicted model, not a curated record